Molecule: messenger RNA, 4073 nt
Organism: Xiphias gladius (swordfish)
Lineage: Eukaryota; Metazoa; Chordata; Actinopteri; Istiophoriformes; Xiphiidae
Product: E3 ubiquitin-protein ligase AMFR-like
Exons: 14
Coding region: 220-2088 (622 amino acids)
Biological process (GO): endoplasmic reticulum unfolded protein response; ubiquitin-dependent protein catabolic process; protein K48-linked ubiquitination
Cellular component (GO): cytosol; ubiquitin ligase complex; endoplasmic reticulum
Molecular function (GO): ubiquitin protein ligase activity; ubiquitin binding
Source: RefSeq, a predicted model, not a curated record
CAUCCUCCCCUCAGUCAGCUGCCUGCUCGGUGAAACAAACAUGACGAUGUUGUCAACCAAGAUGUUUUCAGUGCAGCAGCACUAAAAGUACAGCACUGAACACAGCAAGGAACGUUGGAUAUUGUCUUUAACUAAGUUUGUGACAAACUGUUUUUUUUUGCCCUUUGAUCGGGACAAACACCAUUUUAACAAGUUGAGAAGUGGACCGUGAACACUGCAAUGCCUCUGCUGUUUUUGGAGAGGUUUCCUUGGCCCAGCCUGCGUACUUACACAGUACUGAGUGUGGCUUUGCUGGCUGGCAGCAUCUUCAGUGCCUACACCAUUGUGACUGAUCCAGGCUUUGGGGUCCUGGAAACUGAUGAAACACCAGCUCCUUCUGAAUUGGAUCUUGAACAUCUGAACAAUGAUAUUAGUAACACGGAACUGGCAACCACUGUCCUGUGGUAUCUUGUCACAGACAGUCUCUUUGUAUGGGUGUUAGUCAACACAUUCUGCUGCUCUUUGAUGAUAAUUGCAAAAAUGAUUCAGUAUGUGGUGUUCGGCCCACUUAGAGUCAGUGAGAAGCAGCAUCUGAAAGAUAAGUUCUGGAACUUCAUCUUCUACAAGUUCAUUUUCAUCUUUGGCAUAUUGAACGUGCAGACAGUGGAGGAGGUGGUUAUGUGGUGUUUGUGGUUCUCUGCCCUGGUCUUUCUCCACCUCAUGGUUCAGCUCUGCAAAGACCGAUUUGAAUAUCUGUCAUUCUCCCCCUCCACUCCCAUGAGCAGCCAUGUGCGAGUGCUUUGUUUGCUGGUCUCCCUUCUGUUGGACUGCUUGGGCAUGGCUGUGGUCUGUGGUCUGUUGGGAGCUUCCCAUGGGAUGCACACCCUCUCCUUUAUGGCAGCAGAGUGUCUACUGGUGACUGUACGCACUGGGCAUGUCAUAAUGCGGUACUCCAUUCAUCUGUGGGAUCUAAACCAUCCAGGGACUUGGGAGAGUAAGGGAACAUAUGUCUACUACACAGACUUCAUCAUGGAGCUAUCUGUCUUGUUUCUGGACCUCAUACACCAUAUCCAUAUGCUGCUUUUCGGUAACAUCUGGCUGUCCAUGGCAAGCUUGGUUAUCUUCAUGCAGCUGCGGUAUCUGUUCCAUGAGGUCCAGCGGCGCGUCCGCCGACACAAGAACUACCUUCGUGUCAUCAACAACAUGGAGGCCAGGUUUGCUGUUGCUACUGCAGAGGAGCUCGCAGCUAAUGACGAUGACUGUGCCAUCUGCUGGGAUACCAUGUUGACAGCACGCAAACUACCCUGCGGCCAUCUCUUCCACAACUCUUGUUUGCGCUCAUGGCUUGAGCAGGACACCUCGUGCCCAACAUGCCGGACAUCCCUGAACAUUAAUGGGGAUGGGGGCCAGGCGAGAGGCCAGCAGCAGGGCGCAGGUUUGGAAGGCAACAUCGGCCCUGUAGGAGCCGCUCCAGAGGCUAGACCACAUAUCAACCAACACAACCACUUCUUCCACUUUGAUGGAUCUCGCAUUGCCAGCUGGCUGCCCAGUUUCUCAGUGGAAGUAAUGCACACCACCAAUAUCUUGGGCAUUGCUCAGGCAAACAACUCCCAGCUCAUGGCCAUGGCCCAUCAGAUCCAGGAGAUGUUCCCUCAGGUGCCCUCCUACCUGGUCAUGCAAGACCUGCAGUUGACCCGCUCUGUGGAGGUCACCACUGACAACAUCCUGGAGGGACGCAUCCAGGUGCCUUUCCCGACACAGGCCAUAGAACGUGCCCCUAUACAGGUGAGCCCUGCAGCGGAUGAGCAGGCAGGGCCCAGUGGAGCAGCUGAGCAGGGCCUCAGUGAGCCAGAUAACAUGGAGGUCAGAGGAGGUCGCUUCUCUAAGUCGGCUGAAGAGAGGCAGAAGAUGCUAAGGCAGAGGAAAGAAGAGUUGCUCCAGCAAGCACGCAGGAGAUACCUGAACAAAAGUCCGGAGGACCAGGAUGAGGAUUUGCCUGGACUGGAAGAGGACACUGUCCCAGAGUUGGACUCAACUGUGCUGAGGCGUAGAACCGUGGCAGCAGCUGCAGAGAGACGCAUGCAAAACCAGCAAGACCCUUCACCCUGAUACAAAGAUCAGCCUCAUCUGAAGAGUCUAUCACAUCGUCAUCGCAAGGGGUACCAACAGAGCUAUUUCAACCAUCCCCCAUUUGCUGUACAGUCAGUGGUCAUCACCUAUUGAAAACUAUAAUUAAAAAGCAUUGCAAACAAGGCCUUUGGACUGUUUUGGGCUGCCUAAAUAAGGUGGGACUAUUGUGAAUAGCCUCUGCCUCACUGAUUCAAGCCUGAGUAUUUGGAGCAUUGUAUAAAUUGAUGGGUGCAGGUCAAGAAAUGCAAAGUUGCAUUGCCCUUUAUUCUCGUUCCACACAGCUUAGCCACCAGCUUCAUUACAGAGUCAGUAUCUGCCAUGAUCAAGACUGGCUGCCAUAAAUGAGCCUGCUUUGCAUUUGAGAAAUCCAAGGUUUUUAUGAGAAGGGUUUGAAGAUGUCAUUAGAUAAAGCCUCUAUUUGGGUCCUUGUUUUUUUUCCUUUUAUCAGGCUUUUUUCUUUUUUUUCACUUUUUUUGCUCAUGGCGGAAAGCUUUGUAUUCUGAACGGAGAAACUCAACUGACGUAUUUGUGUGUUAUUAUUUUAUGAGUUUCAACUGUGAAUUAAGUGUAGGCAAAACAACACGUUUUUAUUUCUUACCUUGGAGUAAGAGAAUGUCACUUUAAUAUUGUUCAGCCUUUCUGUCAAAUAUGAAUGUUUCUAUCAAAGUAAUGCUGCAAACAAAGUGUUUUUGACCCACAUGGGUUGUUCUGUAUCUGUAAUAUCUACCAUUGCAAACAAUUUGCAGUUAGUUAUUUAAAAAGAGGGGAGAGGUGGCAUGUAAAUCUUGGUUUUCUAAUACUGGUUCCUUGAGAUUCAUAGGUAACAAAGGGGAUGUAUUACAUUUUGUACAAAUACGAUGGGUGUCAUCUUGACAGUGUUUCUUAAAUUACUCACUGCUGUUGAUUUCCUUUUUGUUUGAGUAUGGGGUUAUUGGCCAACUGUGUCUACCAUUUUUUUGUUUUGUUUUGUUUAUUUAAGGUAUACAGAAAUAGUUAAAUCUGCGGCAGCUGGACUUGUUGCACUGUAUUUUGAAGCUGUUUUGCCACUGUUCCAUCAGUCUUCAUCAGUUGUCUAGAUGAAGCCCUUAUUCUUCUUCCAGUAGAAAUGGUGAAGCCGCUUGGAAGAGCAGCAAAACAUUUUCAAGACUUAACAGCAAAUCCAACUGUGUUUGAUUUAAUACUUUUAGAUAUUAUAUGACCUGAAUGAGUGAUAAUCUUAAUGGUGAAAAUUUUAGGGUGUUUUUAUUUGUACAGCCUUUUUCUACUCACAUUGAGGAGUGCUAAUUGAAAAAUAACACCAGCAGGGAACAUAAUUGUCCUCUGCUAAAGGAUGUUAUUACAAAAAUGUACAGCAACAUACAACAUGGACUGGGCCAUUGAAGCUUUUGGGUAAUGUCAAAUUUCACUGAAUCUAGCUGGUUGAGACAUAUCAACGGACACAAAGAUGGACCUGUGUGUAUUGUAAGUGUUUUGAUUUCUGUGAUUACUGUGCGAGGGCAGUUUGGGGUGAGAUAUGCAUGAAUCUAGACAAGUGCUUUUGUUUCCUUCCACUUUAUCCCAAAGAGCAGCCCACAAACUUCCACUAAAAGCUGAAGUGUUGUGAUCUUAAUUGUGCAUUUAUUUUAUUGCUCAAACUCUGUUGGGGGGUGUUGUAAGAAAAUACAGUAUAGGAUUUAGAUUUCAGAUUUCAUUUACUCAAAAUGUAAAAAAAAAAAAAAAAAAAACAAAGAAAAAAAUACAAAAACAAUUUCAUUUUCAGUUUGUCAUUCAGUUACUUACCAUCUUUUAAUAUCCAUGAAAUAUUUUCCUAUUCAUGGUUUAACUUUCAUAACCAUUGCUUAUUUAAUCAAAACUGAAAUACUUUUUUUGGACUGAGCUUUUCUGUAUUUUUGUGCCUAAAUUAAGAAUGGUUCAGUCAUGGAUAAUUUCUGUAAAUUUAGAUUUUGUAAAAUAUGUUAAUACAA